AUGGCUCUUCCGAUUUUUUUUGUGAUUCUGGUCAUAGGCAUCCAAGCAUUUGCAGCACGCGGGUGCGUCGAGACCGAGAGAAAUGCAUUGCUGGCUGUCAAAGCGGGCCUCACUGAUCCAAGCAACCGCCUGUCCUCGUGGGAAGGCCAAGACUGCUACAAAUGGCGGGGAGUCGUUUGUAGCAACACAACCGGUCAUGUUUUGAAACUCAACCUGCGAAACUCCUAUAACGAUGUUAAUAAAAGACCGUCAUCGGCUUUGAGUGGUAAGAUCAAUCCAUCUCUGCUUCUCUUAAAUCAUCUGAAGUGCUUAGAUCUCAGCUUGAACAAUUUCAAUGGGAUUCGCAUCCCUGCGUACUUUGGUUCUCUAAAAAAUUUGCG
Ananas comosus (pineapple) is the source of this 380-nucleotide messenger RNA. Its product is annotated as leucine-rich repeat receptor-like protein CLAVATA2. The record is from RefSeq and is a predicted model, not a curated record. The transcript has a single exon. The annotation marks the transcript as partial. Lineage: Eukaryota; Viridiplantae; Streptophyta; Magnoliopsida; Poales; Bromeliaceae.